GGGCACCCACAGUCUCUCUUCAUUUAUCCAGUCUACUCCGUUUAUGUUUGCCCAGAAGCUCUUCAUAGAUUCCAUCCGGUCUUUAAGUACCCGUUUCCAACUUCUAACAAGAAAUGGCGGAAGCCCCUCAGUCAGCUGAAAAUGAAACAAGUUGCUAUGUAUCAAUUGCUAUACAAAAUGACGGCACAAGGAAGGAGCAGAAAGUCCUCAGAGUGCCUCGCAAACUAAUUGAGGGGAUUGAGGAAGUUUCUCAGUUAGCUAAAACUGAAACAAAUUGUCAUGUAUCUGUUGCUAUACAAAAGAACCGCACAAGCAAAGAGCAGAAGCUGCCUACUUUGCCUUCGGAUUUGCCUUGGACAAUGCCAGCGCGGAAAAUCCUCAGAGUGCCUCACCAACUACUCAAGGUAAAUGAAAAAGCCUAUGAACCUUAUGUCAUUUCUAUCGGUCCAUACCAUCGUGGUAAAGAUCACUUAAAGGAAAUGGAAAGACAUAAGGUGCAAUCUUUAAAUAGGCUUCUUCAAAGCACAAAUGAAAGGGUUGAAACAUAUCUAUCAGCAAUAGAUAAAAUGGUGGCAAAGGUUCGUAAUUGUUAUUCAGAACCUUUAGAAAUUUCUGACGAAGAAUUCGUAGAAAUGAUGGUCCUUGAUGGAUGUUUUAUUAUUCAAUUUUUUAUGGAAAAGUUGGAAGAUUCUUUCUACUACGAAGGCCUGAUCGGUACAAGCAUUUUGCAUGAUUUGGUUCUAGUUGAGAAUCAACUUCCCUUUUUUGUACUAUGUGAGUUAUUGGACAUAAUCCCCAAAAUGUUGUUCAACAUGUGGGGUUCUACUGAUCCAAAACACGGAUUUAUCCGUCGGUUAAUUGAAAGGUUUGAAAAUUUGAUGCCAGGGCUCAAGGUUGACCGAACCUGUAAUGACAAUUCCAUAGAAGUCAAGCAUCUAGUACACUUAUUACACUCCAAUUGGCGUCCUUCAAAAAAAGCAAUGGAUAAAUACAAUGAGCAGCGAGAAAAGUGGACAUGGGAAUUUAUGAUACGUUGCGCUACAGAACUAAAAGGGGCAGGAAUUGAGUUCAAAGGAGUUGAGACAGGAAGUGAUGUUGAAAGGAGCUUAUUUGAUAUCAAGUUCCAAAACGGGAUACUAGAGAUGCCAAAAGUGACUAUUGAGGACGACACGGAGAGUUUGUAUCGUAACCUCAUUGCCUGUGAGCAGUUUGACACUUCGGAUCCACCGUUCUUAACUGAAUAUGUUGCCCUCAUGGAUUCCCUAAUCGACUCAGGAAAGGAUGUGGAGUUACUUUGUAAGAGUAAGAUAAUUGUUAAUCUUUUAGGCGAUGAUGAAACAGUUGCAGUAUUGUUCAACAGGCUCGGACAUCAUACUAAUUUAUCCAGUGAAAAUUUCUUGUAUGCCCAGUUAUUUAGGGAUGUCAACGAGCAUUACAAAAAACCCUGGAAUAAAUGGAAAGCAGUCUUAAGGCACAAGUAUUUCAACACUCCAUGGGCUUUUAUUUCCUUUCUUGCUGCAACUUUGUUGCUUCUACUUACAGUGCUCCAAACUUCAUUUACAAUCUUCCCUCCAUCUUGAAAUUUGAAAGGGCAAGAAACCCAAGAUCAAAAGUGAAUUUGCAAGUGUUACAUAGACUAGUAGAAAGGGUUUGCUACGUUUUGUUUUCUGCAAUUACCUUAUUGUAUUGUACUGUAUCUUGCUUUUUUAAGAUAAUUUUACUAUUGUUACCAUGUUUUAUUUAGGUUUGUUUGUCUUGUACUGCAUCUUGCUUUAUAAGAUGAUCUUACAAUUGUUACCUUGUUUUCUUUAGGUUUGUUUUGUUGAGUUCCUUUAAGCUUGUAAGUUGUGAGAGCUCUGUUAAAGAUUGUUACUGCCUAAAUUUGUUGCAAAUUUGCAAUAUAGUUGUUUACACCAU
Messenger RNA from Rubroshorea leprosula, 1917 nucleotides. NCBI's taxonomy places the organism in Eukaryota, Viridiplantae, Streptophyta, Magnoliopsida, Malvales, Dipterocarpaceae. The record is from the annotation of a GenBank genome assembly.